AUGAAUCACUUCCAGAUGUACCACGAAGGAAAUAUGGGGAUGAACAGCAUGCAAACAGUUCCAGAUUCAGUUCAAUACUUCAACUCUACUGCGCCAAGGGCGGACAGCAUGGCACUGUUGACCCAUAGGAGGAAGAGAACCAACUUCAGCCCGCAGCAAAUCGAAGUGCUGGAAAAGGUGUAUUCUGACACUAAAUAUCCUGAUAUCUACCUACGGGAGAGACUUGAGGCUCUGACUGGCCUGCCGGAGUCCAGAAUUCAGGUCUGGUUCCAGAACAGACGGGCCAAGUCACGCCGGCAGGUCAGCUCAUCGGCCCCCAUGAAAUCCAACGGGCCGACCAGCUCUGCCCCCGUCCCGUUCGCGCAACUCCAAAACAGAAUGGCUGCAGACAUGAUAGGUUUAACACACUUCCCAUUGGACGGCAGCUUCAGACCGACUCAGCGCCACUGUAAAGGCGAGGAGAACCACGUGUCUUCAUCUACGACAAAGCCACAGAGCUACGAACACAAGUCUGUAACUUCUUGUGUUUACGAAGCGACGUCUCCGAAAAAGCCCGAACUCAGCGUUGUCGUCCCCUGCGUCACGUCUUCAUUUCAGAAGGCGCAUCAACAUGACGUCAAAGCCCAUUACUCAUCUCAUGGAAACGCAGGACCGAAGCUUAUUGUGGAAUACGACAAUUUCCCACCCAACAAGACCAUCGGACCGGAGAUGAAAGUGGUUAUUCCCCCAAUUCCAACACAUUCGCUCUGCCACUUUUCUCCGAUCCAUGCCAGUGAGGACUUUUCCGACUCGGACUCUGAUUGGGAAACCAGUGCCAUGGUCGGCUUUGGGGGUUUUAUGUGAUUCUGUGACACAGCAAAACAGUUGGAUUAUGUGCGUAUGUAGUAUACAUUUGUAAACU
Gadus morhua (Atlantic cod) is the source of this 901-nucleotide messenger RNA. RefSeq names its product Mix paired-like homeobox (gene mixl1). Gene Ontology annotation, biological process: hematopoietic progenitor cell differentiation; endoderm development. The transcript has 3 exons. The record is from RefSeq and is a predicted model, not a curated record. The coding region runs from base 1 to 843 and encodes 280 amino acids. Gene Ontology annotation, molecular function: DNA binding; DNA-binding transcription activator activity, RNA polymerase II-specific. NCBI's taxonomy places the organism in Eukaryota, Metazoa, Chordata, Actinopteri, Gadiformes, Gadidae.